This is a messenger RNA of Oldenlandia corymbosa var. corymbosa, 378 nucleotides long. The record is from the annotation of a GenBank genome assembly. NCBI's taxonomy places the organism in Eukaryota, Viridiplantae, Streptophyta, Magnoliopsida, Gentianales, Rubiaceae.
AUGAGGAUGAUGCAAACUUUCAUGCAACCACGCACUACUCGAUUUUUCGGAACAAGCCCCAAGUGGAACCGAACAUCUCCCAUAAAACUAAACUACACUUUCUUACCGGAUCACAUGAUUCAGAAUCGAACAUCUCCCAUAAAAUUAAACUACACUUUCUUACCGGAUCCCAUGAUUCAGAGCUUGAGUCUAGCGGAUAUUAGGCUUAUGUUCCAACAGGUCUUUGGGCGUUGGGCUGCGGUGAUUCCCAUAACUUUCGUAGAAACAAAUGAUGUGAAUCAUGCGGACAUUAAGAUUGGAUUCUAUGUGGGAGAUCACGGUGAUGAAUCUCCAUUUGAUGGGAUGUCUGAGAAUUUUGGCGCACUCUUCCGAGCCUGA